This is a messenger RNA of Homarus americanus (American lobster), 1281 nucleotides long. RefSeq names its product oleosin GRP-17-like. Lineage: Eukaryota; Metazoa; Arthropoda; Malacostraca; Decapoda; Nephropidae. The record is from RefSeq and is a predicted model, not a curated record. The coding region runs from base 1 to 1281 and encodes 426 amino acids. The transcript has a single exon.
AUGGUACUGCUGGCAGCGGUGUGUUUCUGCCGGGCCGCCAGGUUGGCUCCCGUCACUCCUAGUGGUCUUGCUGGCCUCGAAUCUGGCCCCGAGUCCACCUCUAAUGACCAGCUUGUCAGUGGCGGUCAUGGGAAUACUGGUUCUCAUAGCUUCCCGGUUAGACAGGGUAGUUCAGAUGACCUCCCGGCAGAACACGGUGCUACCGAGGACCCUUGGACAGGUCAAGAUAGUUCAAAAGGUUUUCCGCCUCGACACAGGGCCACAGAUGUUUCCUUAGCGGCUGGACAAGGUUAUCCACAAGGUAAAUCGGCUGAGCACAAGGUUUCACUAGACCUCACAGUAAGAAAAAUACCUUCCAGUAAUACUCAAAAGAAUAAGAAUUUCGAGGGAACCUCUAUCAAGUCAUCAGGUUCUUCUCCUGAUGGUGGUCCCGUCACCGAAGUCACUAGAAGCAACCAUAAUGCCCCCAAUAGCUUGGUCAGUGAUGGAUCAGCUAGUGCCGUCAUCCAGACAGUUGGCACCUCCUACAACCUAGAGUUGCCCUUAGGAUACGACUUCUCGGAGGGUUCUCCUGACGAAGAUGACGAUGGUUCAUUAAAGGUGGUAUCAAGCGUAAAGCACCGUGAUGGUGCCGCUGUUGGAGGUAAGACUCCUGGUUUGAUCAUUCGAGGUCACGGUCUUUCAGGUGGAGGUCAUGGGUUAUUAGGGUCGACUAAUGGAGGUCGAGGUACCAUAGCUGUAGGUGUUAGGCCGCCAGAACUUAUUGUUGGAGGUCAUGACGCCUCAGCUGGAGGUCGUGGACGACCAAUCCUUACCAUAACAGGUCACGGAGGCUUGACUGAAGGCAGUGGGCCAACAGGCUUUACUACUAUCAGUGGAGGUCACCGGAUAUCAGGUAGUGGUCAGGCGUCGUCAAGCUUUAAUAGCGGAGGUCAUGGUGGAUUAGGUAGAGGUUAUGGACCACCAGGAUUUACUAGUGAAAGUCACGGGAUGCAAGGCUUCCCUCACGGCGGAGUCGGAGGUUCACACCUUGGAGGUUCCUCAACAGGAUUCGUCGGCGGCGUCCCCGGAGUGUCCCAGGGGGGUGCUAAUGGCUACGGUAGACCAACUGUGAAUGGAAUCUUCGGAAAUUUCUUCCCUACUGGAUGUGGACUUUCUGGUCCGAGACCUGGACACGGGUUCAGUGGGCCACGUAGUUGGUACGAAGCCAAUGGUUUCAACUGUGGUCAUGAGACACGUGACUCGGAGGACAAGGGCUACGUUUAUAGUUAUGGUAGAUAA